AUGGCGAUGGCGUUCGCGACCGCCUCCGCCUCCGCCUCGAGCGUCAGUCUCACAGCCUUCUCCCUCCCGCUGCCCCAGUCUCUGCACCGCCCGAGCCCUAGCCACGCCCUCCAUGGCGCGACCAGCUCGUUCCCGCGGCCACGCCGAUGCGGGUGGGGCGCCGUGGUGCGCUGCGCGAAGCGCACGGGGAAGCGGCGGUACCCGUCGGAGAAGAAGCGGCUGAACAGGCGACAACAGGAGCUGCUACGCCAGGCCGCCCCGGAGGAGGGGAGAAAGGGGCGGGAGUCCGGGUACUGGCGGCUCUCGAAGCUCGCCGUCCCCGCCCGCGACGACCCAGGCAAGGACUUCACCGGCAUCUCCCUGCCGCUACUCCAGGCCAUCGCCAAAGCCAUCAAGUUCCCGCCACUUGCACCAUCCCUCAAUGUUCGCGCUAAACCUUCUUUUGAAAUCGGUUCAAUUAUAGUUCUGACGAAUGUAGGUUUGGCACUAAGGUUCCUUCUAUGCUUCCUGAUGAGGCUUUCACUGUCAUCCGCAAGUCAUUCGACGCAUACGAAAGGUUCUUCAUGGGGUGAUAUCAUAUUGGGAUAUGUUUUGAAAGAACCUCAGUUCACUUACAUUGUUGAUAUGGAUGUUAAGAAGAUUCUUGAUAUAGAGCCAAGGGCAUGGGAUUUUAUUGCUCGGUUGGAGCCCAAACUUGGAGCUGUAGAAUACAUGCCUGAAGAGAAGUUAGCAGCUGAUCUGGUCAGCAUGCUCAAUGUUAAUAACAAAGGUUCCAAUAAUGUACUAGGAAUCAGGGAUACUCAUAGUGGUAUGAUUUAUCAUCAACAAAAGAAGCCGAGAGUGGCAGUUAUAGGAAGUGGACCAUCUGGCUUGUUUGCUUCCCUUGUGCUAGGUGAACUUGGUGCAGAAGUUACCUUAUUGGAGCGUGGUCAGCCUGUUGAACAGAGAGGUCGUGACAUUGGUGCGCUAGCAGUUAGGCGAAUCCUACAAUCAGAGAGCAACUUUUGCUUUGGCGAGGGUGGUGCAGGUACAUGGAGUGAUGGGAAGCUGAUGACCAGGAUAGGAAGAAACACUGAUGGUGUUCAGGCUGUUAUGAAAACAUUUGUUCACUUUGGAGCCCCUCCAAACAUUUUAGUUGAUGGUAAACCACACUUGGGUACUGAUAAACUUGUUCCACUGCUGCGAAAUUUCAGGCAUCACUUAAGAGAGUUGGGUGUUACCAUAAGAUUUAAUGCUAGAGUAGAUGACCUUAUAGUGGAAGAUGGGCAGGUAAAAGGAAUUGUGGUCUCUGAUGUGGAAGUACGGCCAGGUUCUGCCAGCCAGAAACUAGCAUUUGAUGCAGUUGUAUUGGCAGUUGGUCACUCAGCUCGUGACACAUAUAGUAUGCUUUGGCAGCAUAAUGUAGACAUGAGCCCAAAAAGUUUUGCUGUUGGCUUAAGAAUUGAGCAUCCCCAAGAACUGAUAAACAGUAUCCAAUACUCCGAACUGGCGGCUGAAGUACAGAGAGGACGUGGGCGGAUACCUGUGGCAGAUUACAAAAUAGCGAAGUCUGUUGGUGAAAGAGACGCAGCAAAUGAAAUUGGCAUAGCUGAGCCAAGUCGUAGUUGCUACUCGUUUUGCAUGUGCCCAGGUGGACAGGUUGUUCCAACCAGCACAAAUCCAUCCGAACUGUGCAUCAAUGGCAUGUCGUUCUCACGGCGUGCAUCAAAGUGGGCAAACUCAGCUCUUGUAGUCACUGUAUCAUCUCAUGAUUUCAAGCCAUUUCAAUCCCAUGGUCCUCUUGCUGGUGUUGAAUUCCAGAGAGAAUUUGAAAGAAGAGCAGCUAUGAUGGGUGGAGGGAAUUUUGUUGUUCCUGCACAGUGUGUCACCGAUUUUAUCAGCAACAGACUGUCAGUUACAACACUGCCACCAUCAAGCUACAGAUUAGGAGUUCGUCCAUCUAAUCUCCAUGAGCUAUUCCCUCCUUACAUAACUGAAGCUUUACAACAGUCAAUAAUAAUGAUUGACAGAGAGAUGCCAGGCUUUGUUUCUAGCAAGGCCCUACUUCAUGGUGUGGAGACUAGGACAAGUUCUCCCUUACAAAUUUCACGACAUGGAGAAACAUACGAAAGUACAUCACUGCGAGGAUUAUAUCCAAUUGGGGAAGGUGCUGGCUAUGCUGGGGGCAUAUUAAGUGCUGCUGUGGAUGGUAUGUAUUGUGGUUUUGCUUUAGCUAAACAACUUUCUCUAUUCCACGGUGAUAUAGAGUCAUUUCUUGGCAAAGCACAAAAACAAACAGGUUUUGUAAAGUAUUGA
Messenger RNA from Miscanthus lutarioriparius, 2295 nucleotides. The record is from the annotation of a GenBank genome assembly. NCBI's taxonomy places the organism in Eukaryota, Viridiplantae, Streptophyta, Magnoliopsida, Poales, Poaceae.